AUGACAAGACACGAGCGCUCAAAGGUGGCACCGCGAAAGUCGUGGUAUUCCAUGACAAAGGUGUUGAUUUGUAGUCGGGCGCUACAUAGCACGCUCGUGACAACAACUCAACAAGAUGAGACCGAUCUGCUGGUCAGCAAGAUGUCGCGUGCUCGCAGUCCAAAACGACGAGCAAUUGCAAUUCAGGAAGUUCCGCAAGCUACACCAGAUGUCAAGCCACUCGCCAAGCUUCUCGUGUUCCGGAAGACUAAGCGAGAGAUGGACAAAGAGCGACAAGCUUGUGAGCAGCUACAGAACAAUGAACGUCGCGUUGACGAAGUCAAAGUCCAUGAGUGCAUUACAAUGAAACGUGCAUGUCCGAAAUGUGCACGAACACUCGAGUGGACUUGCCGAAGGACGUCGCAGUACUUGCAGACAAGAUCAAGAGGACUGCGUACACAAUCGAGACGCCGCUUGCUGUUUUAA
Peronospora farinosa is the source of this 465-nucleotide messenger RNA. The record is from the annotation of a GenBank genome assembly. Lineage: Eukaryota; Oomycota; Peronosporomycetes; Peronosporales; Peronosporaceae.